Messenger RNA from Cladophialophora immunda, 1110 nucleotides. RefSeq lists its product as uncharacterized. Bases 1 to 957 code for a protein of 318 amino acids. NCBI's taxonomy places the organism in Eukaryota, Fungi, Ascomycota, Eurotiomycetes, Chaetothyriales, Herpotrichiellaceae. The transcript is spliced from 2 exons. The record is from RefSeq and is a predicted model, not a curated record.
AUGCGGAAAGCUGACACGGCGAUCCCGCUCAUGCUAGGGAAUCUUCGACAAGAACUUGAGGAAGAGAGAGCUCUCCUCCGCUAUCGAUGCCGCGAGGGAGAUCCGUAUGGUGUCUUCCCUUCCCUGCGCAAGCGGACGCGGAAGCAGCGGGAAGUCGCUCAACUCCUCCAAUCUUCAAUCGACAAGAUCUGGCAACAAUUCAAGAAUAUUGAACGUCCGUUUCUUAUAAGAAAUCCGCUGCGCGCAGAGCAGGUCCAAAAAGGCGACUACUGGGGUGAAAGCGAUAUCGAAGAGAAACCCCGUGCUAGACCGGACAAGACCAGGACAAGGGACCGGGUGGAUUUGGCCGAAGCUGGAUUUGCUCCCGACCAACAGCCUCGUUACUACCGGACCGACCUCGCUCAUCGCUUCAUCUGGUGGCAAAGUAAAUCAGCUGUCGAGGACAUGUUGAAUCAAGUUCAACGUAUUCAGAUCCGCAGGGUCGAGAGAGAUGUCUUUGAAACCGAUGAACUGGUCAAGCGGUGCUUGAACAAGUUGACAGGCCCAGCGGGUCGUGGAAGAAGCGCACGUGGCAGCUCUAGCAGCAGUGGAGGUGGAGGUGGCAGUGGCGGCAUUGGAGACGCCAGAAGGCGUAAUGUGAGGUCGAGAACAGGUAGCAUAUUGACUCCAGGUCGACGCGCAAGCGCAGCUGGUGAAUAUUUUCGAGGGGUUGAGGAAAGGGGAGUCACCCAGGUACGCUCGGAGAAUGGCAGAACUGGAGAGGGUGAAGCCAGCUAUACAGGCCGGCGCCGCAACCGAAGCCCAGGACCGCAGUAUGAGUACGAAGUCAUUCACCCGGGAAGAAUCUUUGUUGAUGUGGGUGACGAUGGGCCUGGGCGGCGAGAGCGGAUUGUGCCGACGAGAAGUUACAGCCGCGACCGUGAUAGGGGCAGAUAUCCUGGCACUGAGGGAAGAUGAAGGCGUCAUAUCAGAGCGAGGACGAGGUUUUGCAUCAUCCGUCCACUCGGCAGACUCUGGCGCAGGUUCUUGCCCGACCAUGAUGCCGGUGACGAAGCAAUUAUUCCUUCCUCCAGGCAUUGAAUUCUUCCUCAAGGUGGGCUUUGAGCUGUG